Molecule: messenger RNA, 1322 nt
Organism: Chaetomium strumarium
Lineage: Eukaryota; Fungi; Ascomycota; Sordariomycetes; Sordariales; Chaetomiaceae
Exons: 2
Coding region: 84-1277 (397 amino acids)
Source: RefSeq, a predicted model, not a curated record
CUCUCCGGUUCUGUGAACCGUGCCUUUCGUUUUUCGCGUUGACGUUUCGCUUUGCCUCCAUUCUUUUCUGCUUAUCCAUCAACAUGCGCUUCAUCGCCACGGCUGGUCUGGUGGCCUUCGCCGCGUCGGCCACGGUCGCCCACACGCCCGCUUCUUCCUCCUCCUCCGACCUUGACGCUUCUGUUUGGGAGAAGCUCGUGCCCGUGAACCACGCUCGUCAUCUGGGCCAUGCCCGGAACCGCCCAGUGAAGAGACAGUCGGGAUGGAACCCGCCCUCCGAGCUCGCAACCCCCCUGAAGGAGGUGUGGGAUCACUGCCUGAAGACUUACAGUGAUGGCAAUCUCUUUGGCUUCAAGAACUAUGGCUGGGACCAGAUCAUGGCCACUAAUGGUUCCAUCAACAUGUGUGUUCGAUGGGAUUCCAGCUCGCCCGUCACGGCGGCCCAGCGCAGCCAGAUCGCCCAAGCGGCCAGCGAGCAGUACGAGAAGUGGUUCCAGUGGUUGUACGGCUUCGACAACUUCCCCUUCUCCAAGAUCAGCGUCAAUGUCGUUGGCUGGGCCGUUCGGGACACCGGCCUGCUCGAAGGCGACACGAGCGGCAUUGACGUCUACACAAACAAGGACGGCGCCGGCGUCCCCGAGUGCGCGCCCGCCUGUGGUCGGUUCUACCAUCACGACGGCGACUACAGCCGCUGCCCCAACGGCGCGGACCGGCACUACGACCAGUCUCUGUGGCUGACUGACGGCCUAGGCGGUGGCUUCGGCGGCGACUGGGGCCAGCAGGUCGGCAAGGAGUACAUGGUGAGCGCGCUGAGCGCCGAGAACAUCCACAUUCUGCUGCACGAAAUGGGCCACACCUUCGGCCUGGAUGACUUCUAUGACUGGACCCCGACCGGCGUGAGCAACUUCAUCAUGCUUGCUGGCUCGGCGACCGAGAUCACCGAGUUCGACGGCUGGAUGCUCCGCAACUGGUGGUACGAGCUCUCUCGCAACAGGGGUUGGCAGUCGAGCGGCAGCAACAGCAACAGCAACAGCCCCUCGAGCACUCCCAGUUCCAGUCCGCCCCCUGCCGCCACCUCGUCGUCGACUCCGCAGCAGAGCGACGCAAUUACAACCGCCCCUCCGGUCGCUUCAGCCACCGAGAUUCCUCAACAACCUGCUCCUAUUACUUCUCUCGUUACGAGCAGUCAAGCCGCUCCCUCCACAUCAUUGAUUCCUCAGCAGACCACACCGGUUAGGACGUGCAAGGGCCGUCAGGGACGGAAGAGGAGUGCGUGAGGCUGGAUAGUAGCGCCGUGCUUUACUUGCUAAUGCCGGACGAAU